Molecule: messenger RNA, 4348 nt
Organism: Dromaius novaehollandiae (emu)
Lineage: Eukaryota; Metazoa; Chordata; Aves; Casuariiformes; Dromaiidae
Product: ras GTPase-activating protein 1-like
Exons: 25
Coding region: 400-3564 (1054 amino acids)
Biological process (GO): regulation of GTPase activity
Molecular function (GO): protein binding
Source: RefSeq, a predicted model, not a curated record
CCCGCUCCUUUCUCUGCGCUCGCCCGCUCGCUCACUCCCUCCCGCCCCCGCCCCGGCCCGUUCCCGGCCCGCAGCCGCGCUCGCUCUCGCUCGCUGGCGGGCGGGGGGCGGGGUGAGAGCGUGGGGCCGCGUCCCCGCAGGAGCCGCUCCCCUCGCGGCCGCAGCGCGAUGAGGCAGCCGCGCCGGGGCCCUGCGGAGCUACCCUGAGCGCCCAGCCCCCGCCCAGCCGGGUAUUGUUCGGCGCCCGUCGCCGCCGGGGAAGUUCUCCGCGCGUCCCGGCUCCGCUCCCGCCGGGGCGGGGCGCGUUGCGGCGCGGCCGGCGGGGGGGGGUCCCGGCCUCUUCGUCGCCUCCUCCCCGACGUGUGGCGGCCGCGGGGGGAGGAGGGGGCGAGGCUCAACAUGAUGGCGGCCGAGCCUGGGGGUGAGGAGAGCGGCUCGGCCGCCUCCGGCGGGACGGCGGGAGCCGGCGGCGGCAGAGCGGAGCCGGGGCACUACUCCGCCCUGUGCCGCGGCAGGGCGCCGGCGCCGCAGGGCUGCUUCCCGGCGGGCUCCGGCGGCGGCAGCCCGGGCGCCGGCCCCCCGGGCGGCCCGGCUUUGUGCUCGGCGCUGGGGCUCCUGGCGCUCGGCUCGGGCCCUGCCCCGCCGGCGUGCGGCGGCGGCGCCCUGGCCGCAGCCGGCCCGGGCCAGGGGCCGGAGGCGGCCCGGGGGGCGCCGCCGCCAGAGCCCGGCUCCACCGUCUUCCCCCCGCUGCCGCCGCCGCCGCAGCCGCCCCCCGUGGCCGGGGGGCUGGGGACCGUGGACGAAGGCGACUCGCUGGACGGGCCGGAGUACGAGGAGGAGGAGGUGGCCAUCCCGCUCAACGCGCCCCCCACGAACCAGUGGUAUCAUGGAAAACUUGAUAGAACAAUUGCAGAAGAACGUCUUCGGCAAGCAGGAAAACCUGGUAGUUACCUUAUUCGAGAGAGUGAUCGGAGACCAGGUUCAUUUGUGCUUUCGUUCCUUAGUAAAGCAAAUGUCAAUCAUUUUAGGAUUAUUGCCAUGUGUGGAGACUAUUACAUUGGUGGACGUCGCUUUGCUUCGCUCUCAGACCUAAUUGGUUAUUACAGUCAUGUGUCUUGUUUGCUGAAGGGGGAAAAAUUACUCUUUCCAGUAGCUCCUCCAGAGCCUGUGGAGGACAGAAGGAGAGUUCGAGCAAUUCUACCUUACACCAAAGUGCCAGAAACUGAUGAAAUAAGUUUCCUUAAAGGAGACAUGUUUAUUGUCCACAAUGAGUUGGAAGAUGGCUGGAUGUGGGUUACAAACCUACGGACAGAUGAACAAGGUCUUAUUGUAGAAGAUCUGGUAGAAGAAGUGGGAAGAGAAGAAGAUCCACAUGAAGGCAAAAUGUGCCAGAGCCUUGGGGGUCACCACAACCAAAUAAGAGAGCUGAUAGUCUUGCUUUCUAAUUUUUCCUCUUCAUCUUUGUUAAGAUGGUUCCAUGGGAAGAUCUCCAAACAAGAGGCUUACAAUUUGCUGAUGACAGUUGGUCAAGUGUGCAGUUUUCUUGUGAGGCCUUCAGAUAAUACACCUGGUGAUUAUUCACUUUAUUUUCGGACUAGUGAAAAUAUUCAGCGUUUUAAAAUAUGUCCAACAUCAAACAAUCAGUUUAUGAUGGGAGGCAGAUAUUAUAAUAGUAUUGCUGACAUCAUUGAACACUAUAGAAAAGAACAGAUUGUUGAAGGAUAUUACCUUAAAGAUCCUGUUCCAAUGCAGCAUCAAGAACAAGUGCUUAAUGAUACAGUGGAUGGAAAAGAAAUCUACAAUACAAUUCGUCGCAAAACAAAGGACGCUUUUUAUAAAAAUAUUGUCAAAAAAGGUUAUCUUCUAAAGAAAAGUAAAGGAAAGAGAUGGAAAAAUUUGUACUUUAUAUUAGAGGGAAAUGAUGCCCAGCUUAUUUAUUUUGAAAGUGAAAAACGAGCCACAAAACCCAAAGGAUUAAUAGACCUUAGUGUGUGUUCUGUGUAUGGAGUACAUGACAGCUUGUUUGGCAGGCCAAACUGUUUUCAGAUAGUAGUUCAGCACUUUAGUGAAGAGCAUUACAUCUUCUACUUUGCAGGAGAAACUCCAGAACAAGCACAGGACUGGAUGAAAGCUCUGCAGAUGUUUUGCAGUUUAAGAAAAACCAGUCCAGGGACUUCAAAUAAGCGUCUACGUCAGGUCAGCAGUCUUAUUUUGCAUGUAGAAGAAGCUCAUACGCUCCCUGUAAAGCAUUUUACUAAUCCGUAUUGUAACAUCUACCUGAACAGUGUCCAGGUAGCAAAAACACAUAUCAGGGAAGGGCAGAACCCUGUAUGGUCAGAAGAAUUUGUCUUUGAUGAUCUUUCAUCUGAUAUUAAUAGAUUUGAGAUAAGUCUUAGUAACAAAACAAAGAAAAGUAAAGAUCCAGAUAUAUUGUUUAUGCGUUGCCAAUUAAGCCGAUUACAGAAAGGACAUGCAACAGAUGAGUGGUUUCAGCUCAGUUCCCACGUACCAUUAAAGGGUAUUGAGCCAGGAUCUUUGCGUGUUAGAGCACGAUAUUCUAUGGAGAGGAUCAUGCCAGAAGAGGAGUACAGUGAGUUUAAAGAGCUUAUACUCCAAAAGGAGCUGCAUGUAGUCUAUGCCUUAUCACAUGUUUGUGGACAGGACAGAACACUGUUGGCAGGCAUUUUAUUGAAGAUUUUUCUUCAUGAAAAGCUUGAGUCGUUGUUGUUACGAACACUAAAUGACAGGGAAAUAAGCAUGGAAGAUGAAGCUACUACCUUGUUUCGUGCCACCACUUUAGCAAGUACGCUUAUGGAGCAGUAUAUGAAAGCCACAGCAACACGUUUUGUUCACCAUGCACUGAAAGACUCUAUAUUAAAGAUAAUGGAGAGCAAGCAGUCCUGUGAGUUAAAUCCCUCGAAGUUGGAAAAAAAUGAAGAUGUAAACACUAAUUUGGCACAUCUUCUCUGUAUACUGUCAGAAUUGGUGGAGAAAAUAUUCAUGGCUGCAGAGAUACUGCCUCCAACACUGAGGUAUAUUUAUGGAUGCUUGCAGAAGUCUGUUCAAAACAAGUGGCCAGCUAACACCACCAUGAGAACCAGAGUUGUUAGUGGCUUUGUUUUUCUUCGACUGAUUUGUCCUGCUAUCCUGAACCCAAGGAUGUUUAAUAUCAUCUCAGAUUCUCCUUCCCCUACUGCUGCAAGAACACUGACGCUGGUCGCCAAGUCUGUGCAGAAUUUAGCAAAUCUGGUUGAAUUUGGAGCCAAGGAACCGUAUAUGGAGGGUGUAAAUCCAUUCAUCAAGAGUAACAAACAUCGCAUGAUCAUGUUCUUAGAUGAGCUUGGGAAUGUUCCUGAGCUUCCAGACACUACAGAGCACUCUAGAACUGACUUAUCUCGUGAUCUGGCAGCCUUGCAUGAGAUAUGUGUGGCACACUCGGAUGAACUUCGAACACUCAGUAAUGAGCGAGGUGUAAUGCAGCAUGUUCUUAAGAAGCUGUUGGCUAUUACAGAACUGCUUCAACAAAAACAAAAUCAGUAUUCAGUGUCUAACAACAUUAGGUAGCAGCCCUCUACCUGAAUUCUGCAUGGAUCCAGCAUGCCCAACAUGGCAACUCACACCAGUAUCACUUUCUUCUUGCUCUUGCCAAAAAUAGCACACCCUGUCACAUUCCCAGUGAUGUGUGAACUAUGCAAAAAGAAAACAAAGAUUCUGUUGGUGAAUGAUUGUACCAGCAGCUUUUUAAGCUAUCUGUGCAGGACACUUGCACUUUUUUCCACUUGGAACAAAUUUUCACAACCUCUGAGCCUUGGUGUACAGUUCACCUUCUGCAAAGAAAAUGCUGUGACUGUGUCUUGAACUUUGAAAAUUAUUUUCAGCACCUCCAAUUGCCAAAGUUUUGCUGUCUUGUUGGAAAAGAAUUAUAAACUGACAAGGAAAGAAAUGCAUUGUUUUGACAGCUGCAUAUAACUGGAUAACACUUUUUACUGUAAUUUCUGACUGUUUCCAAUUAUUAUGACUUUGACUGUUUUGACCACUUUAACUUGUAUUUACAGUUUCCAGAGUUUGAUGUUAUGGUAGGAACAAUCUUUGCAGUACACUUUUUAUACCAUGCUGUUUCUCUUGCUGGAAUCAUGUUGAAAGAGAAUAUGCAGAAUGGGUCUUGACAGCUUUAUUUUUUAAUGUGCCACUGAUUCAGUCUGAAUAAUUCUUCCAUCAAGGACUGUAUAUCCAGAUAAAAUCACAAUGCUUUUGUAAAAUGUUUACAACAGUAAAUAAUUUGAAUUCAGUAAAUUUAUUGAUCAUUGUAUCAGAUGUGCAUGCAUUCAUUAAACCAUUUUAUAAAAUA